CGAGGAUUAUAAUAAUUCAAUCAAAAUGAAGUUUCUUCUUAUUAUUGCUUUCGCUCUAGCCAUUGUUUCAGCAUCAUCUGGAGUGGCUGAUUUCAUGAAGAAUGUGAGUUUGAAAGUCGAUUCAUGUGAUACUACAAUUUUUGAAGGUACAACUCUAUCUCCAACAGGUGUUGACGCUACCUUUGUUAUGAGAUUAGAUAUUGGCAAAGACAUCUUCUCAUACACUCUUGGAUACGUAGAUACUGCUUUUGGCAAGUUCACUAAUCUGACUUAUGCUUGGGACUUCAACACUGAAAAGAGUUACAUCCAUACCACUGGAGAUGAUUUCUGCAUGGAUGAUGAAUUUGAAAGCCCAAAGACUUCUGAAUUCAAUUCAUUCUUUAAGUGGCUUAUAGACUAUUUGGACAACAAUGCGAUAUCUGAACACCAAAUCAUUGAUGGUGUCGAACAUUUAGUAGUACACUUCAGCUACAACAUCGAAAACGCAGCCACCGUAAUCUACAAUGAGAAAGGAGAUAACUUCCAACAGAUGGCUGGCAUGUUCCAAGGGACUCCAUUCUCAAUUGACUUCACAAGUGCUUCCGACAACAGGUGCACCCCCACCGAAGAGCACAUCCCAAAGUCAUGCACAGUCUAG
Moneuplotes crassus is the source of this 637-nucleotide messenger RNA. NCBI's taxonomy places the organism in Eukaryota, Ciliophora, Spirotrichea, Euplotida, Euplotidae. The record is from the annotation of a GenBank genome assembly.